Messenger RNA from Aegilops tauschii subsp. strangulata, 3462 nucleotides. Lineage: Eukaryota; Viridiplantae; Streptophyta; Magnoliopsida; Poales; Poaceae. The record is from RefSeq and is a predicted model, not a curated record.
AGUUCGUCGUCUGAAUCAGCUCAUCCGAGUCUAUUUUUGUUUUCAGGAGUAGAGUAGUUUAGUAGCAGUGUCCUCCGGAUAUUAUUUGGCCAUACUUAAAGGAUCGGUAUGCGACAGUGUUUCUAUCUGUGUGAGAUGUUUGGAUUUUUUUCCUUUUUAAAUGAUGAUGAUGUGUCUAUGUCUGUCUGGUCACAUUUUGGGGUAAGUAAUUAUUUUCAUUUGUACUAGGAGUAGAUCGCAAAAUCCCCCCGAUGCUCCGCCAAGGCGGACGGGGACGGGAUCCAUCCCGCCGCCGGUGCCGGAGGCUCAACACAAGUUCACCUCGCCGCCGCCAAGCUUCCCCCUCCCUUUCUCUCGGCCCUCAAUUGCCAGAUCUGCUCGCAGCUAGCGGGCGGCUGCACAGCAAUCUCUUCUACGCCGGCGGCCAUGGUCCCGGGCCGGGGGGCUUCGUGCCUGGAGAAGGCGAGCGGAGUAGUAGCGUCCUCCUAUCCAUCUGGGCGGUGCCUGGUUCCAGCUCUUGCCCGGGCAUGGACGGUGCCGGCCUACUUUUCUUCCUAUACUACACGCAGAUUAGCAAGGUGGCAUUGACGGCCCUCUGCUACCAUGCCUCUACACUAAUGCUGUCAACGGCUUCGAUGAUGGAGUCGUCCGCCUCGAUGCUUUCCUUUGGCGUAGCAUGCGACGAGCUGGUCAUGAUAUCCUCUGUCGGCAAAAGGCACAUUAUUUUUAUUCAGUUCUAUCUAUCAGGUGGGAGCGCAAGCGAAUCUGAUCCGGACACUGCAAGUCAAGCUGCAGAUGCUGAAUCUGAUGAAGACCAAGUGGCAUACUUUGGUACAAGAGAAUUUUUUUGUCGGCAGAAUCUCUACAAAUUGCUUCUCACAAAUGGCUGCGAUGCAUUAGAAUCUAUUGGAGACUCCAGAUCGUAUACUGCCAAACCUACCAAGUAUCCCAUUGUUAAACGUCGAGAUAAGUUGCCUGAGCCAAAGGAGAAAGAGAAGCCAAUAGGAUUAUUAUGGUCAAUAAUUAAAGAAAAUUUAGGGAAAGAAAGAUCUCUCCAGUGUUUGUCUCCCUGUUUAUUUCAAUGAGCCUUUGUCUUCUCUGCAAAAAUGUUUUGAGGAUCUGGAGUACUCUUACUUGGUUGACAAUGCACUACAGUGGGGAAAACAGGCAUAGUUGAUAAUCCACUUCAACUCUCUUUAUAGCUCAUUGAUGCAAAGCAGUUCUGGUUUCAUCUCAGUAUAAGAUAUUUCCAUAUAUGCUCACUAAGUAUUUCGCCAUACAUUCUAUUUUUCAAAGCUUUUUAGUUUAGAUUCCUUUGUUAAAUAUAUUGAUAGAUAAGUUGACUGUAAUUUUAUGGUUAACUUCCGGGCAUCAUUUCAAAUGCUAAUGCAAGACAGUUGGGGAACUGUACAUAAAACUUUCUUUGGGACUUGAAAUGCUUGAUUGAUCCCGCAAGCUAUGUAAUUUAUCGGUAUGUUAUCCAAUAUUCCUGUCAUACUUUCUAUGGUCACAUGUGCUUGAUUUGAGAGUAUGAGUGUUAAGGAUUACUGAAUUUAGGAACGCCUUUGUGUAUCCCUGUUUUUGAUAUAUUAAGACCUGAUAUGUUUCAGUAAUUAAAUGGUGUCCUGUAUUUUUGGUUUAAGACACAGACACUGAUAAUAAUUUGAGCCUUAGUUGUGUUUCUAUUAACUAACAUAAGAUUACUUGAGGUAUUUAUCGCUACAUUUUCUUUUGGUGACAUGAACUGAAAAAAUUCUAUGAAAUAUACUUGUCUUAGGACUAAAACUAGAUGCAUUGUAUAACCCCUUUUCCUUUGUGCUCAAGGACGUGGUCCCCAGCUUGGGCGACUGCUUUAUCUAUGAACAUUUGCGUGUUAGUUCUGAAUCAUCUAUUUGACAUUCAGAUUGAUAAGGUAUUAUCAUUUUUUUCUUGCAAUUUGAAAAACAGUCUUCUUAAUUUGUUUUAGUGGACACAAAGGAAUAUUCUAAGUUUCUAAAUAGAUUGUAUUUUGUUUUGCCAAAUCCAGUGUUUUCUCAUGGACAAUUCACAAUUGUAUGUGGCUGUCUCACGAGUGGCAUCAUGGCAAGGGUUAAAGAUCUUAAUCGAAGAUGCCAAGGGUAUCCCAACAAAUGUUACUAUAAAUAUUGCUUACAAUGAAAUUUUAAUGCUCUGUAGGAAAUUACAAAAUAAUUAUCUGGUUGGAUAAAGUUUCUCCUGUGCUUAAUUGUCUGGUUCUGAAUUGUUGUUUUUUUGUUUUUUUUAAUAAUCUUUUUUUCCUUUUCUUUUUUCAGGUUAGUAGUAUGGGAGUUCCUGCCAAGACAGGCUUUUGAAAGUUAUGCUUGCUUCACCAGUUGGGCUUAACAAGGAAGUAAUUAAUUCUCUGUAGGUAAUUAGAAAGGAAAAUAAUUAUCUGGUUGGAGAAAACUUUCUCCUUUGCUUAAUUGUUUGCUUCUGAAUUUCAGUUGGUUCACUUAGAUCUAUAGCUCAGUUCAUCUCUAUUAAUUGGAACUUCUGCUAUGUAAAGCAGACUGCCUUCGAUUUGUUGUUGUGCUAGGCAUAGAAUGGACUAAGCUUUCCCUACUCACAACCACACUGAUGCUAGCUUCUGGCUCUUCAUUCUUUUAUCCCUCUGUACUAUGAACGAAUAUAGCGACUCUGAUUAAGAGUAUAAUACUAUUGAGGAUAUGCCUCUGCUAUAUGUAUGGCAUUAUCGUUCAACCUUCUAAAAUAUUUGUUUGACAUAUAUUCCAGAAAAUACUUGAAUUCUGUACUGCAUGCUAGAUAAGUUUGUUUUUCUUUAUUUGCUAGAACAUGGCUAAUUGGUAGAUGCACCACAAUCCAGAUGUUUUUCUAACUUCUGGGAGAUAUGUCAACAAAAUGUUCCAAGUGCAUUGCCAAGUGCAUCAUAUAUUGAGGGCUUGAAAGUGGUAGAGAAGAUGAAAAGAAGCAUCAUAUCUCCAUUUUUCGUUCUUCUUCUGCAGUAAAGAAGGGAGAGGUACCAGGUGUUGUGUUGGUGAUACAGCUCGCCCUGUGUAUGAUGUUUCAUCUCAAAAUCAAGAUGUUUCGAUCCCAGAAGAGAAGGCAAGGACAUGGCGGCGAUGGCGUGGUGAGCAACCUUACCCUGGAGCAUGAAGUUGAUUAUUAUGUAGUUAUGGGUAUCAAUAUUUUCUCAUUGCUGCAGUUAAAUCGAGAUGAUCACUUCACUCUCCUCCUAUAUUCCUUUAGUCCAUUUAUUGCUAGACUAUAUGUUCUUCUUUUGUUAAAAUCUUGAAGUAUUAAGAUGUUAGGUAAAUCAUCUUAAAAGCUCUCUUUGUCCAUAGUCUCUGUUAUAGUAGCAUGAUCAGACGCUGUAAACAAAAAUGUGGCUUGAGUUAUGGUGUGGGUCUUAAGAAAAUUAUGUGAAUGGAAUCAGAAAUGUAUAUAUAGCUAUUGAUACACGUAUCAUGCAUUUUAGAGAUUGAA